UUCGCGUGACACCGGGCUUACGUAAAAACACUUCGUAAAAUCUCGGCAACACGUAAACAGACUCUAAGCCAGGCUAUAGUUUCAGCUUAGCAUGGCUUGCCAAAAGAAUAACAACAACGCACCGUUGUUCUAUCAGAGCGUUGAAGAACUUUCAGAGGCGAUCGAAACGAAGAUUACCGGCAAUUUCCCGAGAUGGAUCAAAGGCACGCUGCUCCGAAAUGGCCCUGGAAAAUUUGAAAUUGGAAGCAGUUCCUACCGUCAUCUUUUUGACGGCUUAGCCAUGUUACAGCAGUUUGUGAUUGACAAUGGAAAUGUUACCUAUUUCAAUAAAUUUCUACGCAGUCAGACAUACAAGAAGAACAUGAAAGCCGGAAUGAUCGUCGACUCGGAAUUCGGAACUCUCGGUGUUCCUGAUCCUUGCAAGAACAUCUUUGCGCGAUGGUUUACCUAUUUCCUUCGUGGCGAAGAAUCCAGCGACAACGCUUUAAUCAAUUUUUGUUGCAUCAAAGGGAAGAUUUAUGCAAUAUCAGAAUUCCCAGUCGUCACAGAAAUCGAUUCCAGUAAUCUUGAAUGUCUUGACAGAGUAAACCUAUCUGAUGCAUUUGAAGGUACGAUUAAACGAUAUAUCAAUGCGACCGCUCACCCACAGGAAGAUGCUGACGGUUCUGUCUAUAACCUGGGACUUGGGUAUGACAAAGAGAAAGGCCUCGUAUACGUGAUAACAGUUUUACCAGCAAAUACUGAAGAUACGAAGAGCGAGCAAUCCCCUAGCGAAGGAAGAAUAGUCACAAGAAUACCAGCAUCACUCAAGUACUCGUACAGCCACAGUUUUGGUAUGACUCAGAAAUACUUCAUCGUCAUUCAACAACCUUUGACUGUGAAUGUGUUAAAGAUUGCAGUCUCGCGUUUCGUCGGAUGGAACAUUCUCGAUACUUUUUCGUGGAAUACAGAUGUUAGAGUGAAGUUUUUUGUAAUAUCUCGCGAGAGUGGCGAAGUCGUUCUUACCAUCGAAUCGGAGCCUUUUUUCUUCUUUCAUGUCGUAAAUGCGUAUGAUGAUGGUAACGAGAUUGCCCUUGAUAUUUGCUGUUACACAGAUGCUAAUUUAUUUGAUCAAUUGUAUCUGCACGAAAUUCGAAAAAAAACUGUUUCCUCAGGGAAAGGUUCCCCCUUGGCUCAAUUACGGAGAUAUCGCUUGCCCACAGAUUUAGAAGCAUCGGAAGCUACACUACAGAAACAACCGUCGGGAUUGGAUUACGAGAUCUUGUCUGACAUCUGCCUUGAUUUACCACGCAUUAACGAGAAGUACGCGAGAGUACGUCAUCGCUAUGUAUACGGUGCGUGUGGUUCAGACGACAGCGUAGAUGAUGUGUCGAUAUACAAGCUUGUUAAAGUUGAUGUUGAAACCAAAGAAAGUCUGAUUUGGAGUGAAGACCAAUGUAUGGUAUCAGAACCCGUGUUUAUUCCAGCCCCAGAUAGUCAAGAAGAAGAUGAUGGUGUGGUGAUGUCUUCUGUUUACGAUCCUGUCAAAGAUAACUCAUUUUUGUUAGUUCUUGAUGCCCGUUCGUUUACAGAGCUCGCUAGAGCAGUGGUACCAUUACGAUUUGCACCUUCCAUUCACGGACGUUUCUUUUCAUGAACCGAUCGUUUCUUUUCAUAAACCGAGGACAAAAUCUGUGUGAAGUUGUGUCUACAAAUGAAUACUGGUUUUAAUAAGGAAUCAAGUGCCUUCCUGAAUUUUUUCUUUAAUUACUAGUUUAUCUUAGCUGCAUGUAGGUUCCUCAAGUGAAAAGAUUCAUGCAGUAACGGUGGUCCCAAUUGUUACAAAAAUUGAUCCCAAUAGUCUUGAAUGCCUUAGUGAGCAAACCACUUGCUUUCCAAGAUAAUUCCACGAUAACCACAAUUUCUAUUGUUCCACUUAGUUGUAUUAAAUAACUGAUAUAUAAUUUACAUAAUGAUUAGAAAUUGGCCAAUUCAAAUCUAAGAAUUAGAAAAUUAAACGAGACUUACCUGGAAGUUGAAGUUUGAUUGAAAUUCUACGAGUCAUUGGUCAGGAGCGAAGAAGUCACGUGAGAGAUAGCGAUAUUAUCAGGUAGAACUAAUAUGACCUUGCAUGACGCCAGCACAGGUAGCUAGUAUUCGUAUAAUUCACGAUCGAGAAUUUUUAGCUGGAAACUAAGCAAAAUCACAACAAAAUAAGUGCAAAAACACACAAACAUUUAAUUCACUAAAAUUCG
Messenger RNA from Dendronephthya gigantea, 2234 nucleotides. Its product is annotated as beta,beta-carotene 15,15'-dioxygenase-like. Gene Ontology annotation, molecular function: beta-carotene 15,15'-dioxygenase activity; carotenoid dioxygenase activity. Gene Ontology annotation, biological process: carotene catabolic process. The record is from RefSeq and is a predicted model, not a curated record. The transcript has 2 exons. Bases 92 to 1636 code for a protein of 514 amino acids. Lineage: Eukaryota; Metazoa; Cnidaria; Anthozoa; Malacalcyonacea; Nephtheidae.